CAACUUUACUCAAAGGAAAUGCAGGUUUGACAGAUUUCAAUUAAGAGCUUUUGUUCAACGUUAAUUCACGUGCAUUUUAGACGAUCUUGACUUACCGCUUCGUCGAGCCUUUGACAUAAGAAAAGAGGAUUUAAUGGUUUCUCAUUAAAAAGUGAUCCUGGUAGACCCCCAACACCUGCCAUUUACUGUCUUAUAUGUGCUUGGACAGACACGACAUUUGUUCUAACUAUUUGUCAUAUUCCCUUAAUACCAAUUAAUUUGCCAUCCAAGAAAUAUUUUGACGACUCGAGUGUUGGAAAGACAGCUCGGAGAUAGAAGCUGAGGAACAAAAAAGUGCAUUUACUUCUGGUGAUCAGCCAGGUUCUGGAUCUGCAAGUGAUUCCGGAAGCGGAGAGGCACUGAAUGAGGGAGAUGAGGAGGGACAGAAAGUGUUUGAUUUGAUGUCUUCAAUUCCUUACAAAGAAGCUUACAACAUAGAAAAUUGUAGAGAUAACCCAGAUGUUGACUGUGGUGGCAAGACUCGAACAGAAUGUUUGAAAGAUUUUCAUGACAUGGUGAAAGACUGCCCGUUAUCUUGUCAUCUGUGCGCCAAAAAGGGAGGAGGCACUGAUAAAUGCGAAAAUCUUGAUAAGGAUUGUGACAAAGAGGCCAGGAAACACGAAUGUCAACUACUCCCCGACUACAUGAUGCAAAGAUGUAAACGUUCCUGCCAAUUCUGUGGCGCAGAGUCUACGUUUACAGACAAACAUGCCAUUUGCCCAAUAUGGGGAGAACUUGGCUACUGCAAAACAAACUCUGCCAUAGAGAGAGAAUGUCCUCACAGUUGCACGAAGUACAGUUACGUCCAGGCAGCUUCCAAACCAUAUCAGUACCCCAAAAAGGCUCUGCAUCCCUACCAAUUCCAGCCUGGACAGUACCCGAUCCCUCCUCUGUACCCAUAUCCCACACGAUACCCGAGCCCAUAUCCUUCCCCGUAUCCUUACCCAUACCCAUACCCUUAUCCCUCACCGUACCCCUCUCCCUACCCAUAUCCAUCCCCGUAUCCAUCCCCGUACCCAUCCCCUUACCCAUCCCCUUACCCAUAUCCUAUACCUUCUCCGACACCAGCACCGCAGGUAGAGUAGUUUUCUUUUCUUCAUGUGCUAUAGGUCACUUUCUUUAAGAUCACUGUUUUUUUU
This is a messenger RNA of Stylophora pistillata, 1178 nucleotides long. RefSeq lists its product as uncharacterized. NCBI's taxonomy places the organism in Eukaryota, Metazoa, Cnidaria, Anthozoa, Scleractinia, Pocilloporidae. The record is from RefSeq and is a predicted model, not a curated record.